Cladophialophora immunda is the source of this 4300-nucleotide messenger RNA. RefSeq lists its product as uncharacterized. Gene Ontology annotation, molecular function: lipid carrier activity. The coding region runs from base 271 to 4080 and encodes 1269 amino acids. NCBI's taxonomy places the organism in Eukaryota, Fungi, Ascomycota, Eurotiomycetes, Chaetothyriales, Herpotrichiellaceae. Gene Ontology annotation, cellular component: membrane. The transcript is spliced from 2 exons. The record is from RefSeq and is a predicted model, not a curated record.
GUCGGGUUGCCCUUUACCUGCUUAGGCAUUUUGCAAAACAAACGACCUGCAUCUUCUCUACAGUCGUACUCUCCUCCUUGAGUCUUCUGCUUCUCCUUCAAUUUCCUCUUCGCCAGAUCGCAUCGUCCUCGUCCGUGUGCCUUGACCUUCGCCAUCUUCCUUCUCCUCUCCAGGAUGACUUAGUCUGCGAUUCCCAGCCACAAUUCUAACCGACGACAACCGACGAGUCCUCAAUCCUCCCACCCAAUCCUCAUACCGAAAGCAAGCUCGAUGCGCUUUCCUUCUGCUGCCCUCGCAGCUCUUGCUGCCUCCUCCUCUGUCCCGCUUGUCUUGGGCUCGCCCCCUACGCCCCUUCAUGAAGCAGGCCGAUGCGCCAUCCGUGGCCACUGUGGGAAACAAGGGUUUUUCGGCUCUGAUUUACCUUGUCCUGACAAUGGAAAGGCCGCGGCUCCUUCCGACGUGGUGCGCGAGAAGCUGGUCGGUCUCUGCGGAGUGAAAUGGCAAGAUACCGACGUCUGUUGCGACGAGGAUCAAGUGGAUGCUCUCCAAAAGAACCUGAAACUGGCCGAAAGGAUAAUCGCAUCAUGUCCCGCUUGCAAGGAGAAUUUCUUCAACAUCUUCUGCACCUUCACCUGUUCUCCCGAUCAGUCAUUGUUCGUCAAUGUCACCGACAUCGGUAAAGCUUCCAAUGGCAAGGAUGUGGUCACGGAGCUGGAUAACUUAUGGUCAAAAGAUUACCAGAGCGGGUUUUAUGACAGCUGUAAAGAGGUCAAGAAUGGCGCAAGUGGUGGCAAGGCGAUGAGUUUCAUCGGAGGCGGCGCCACCAACUACACCGAGUUUCUCAAGUUUUUGGGCGACAAGAAGUUACUGGGUAGCCCGUUCCAGAUCAACUUUCUCGAGGAGCCUCGGUCUGGAGACAGCCAGGGCAUGGAAGCCUCUGACCCUCGUGUCUACGCCUGUAACGAUACCAACCCCAAAUUUCGAUGCAGCUGUGUCGACUGCCCGGAGGUUUGCCCAACUUUGGAGCCGGUCAGUUCAGUUGAUUAUUGCCAUGUCGGAAAGCUUCCCUGUCUCUCUUUCGCUGUCAUCAUCAUCUACUCGAUCUGCCUGUUGCUUCUCGUUGCGGCUAUUUCCGGGCAUGUGGCCUAUCAAAGACACAAAAAGUGGAAGAGUGAGAGGCUCCAACUGCUACAGGAUUCCGCACCGAGCGACGACGAAGAUGAGGGAGAACUGGUCAACAAUGCAGGGGUCCUCGACCGGCCGCAGAGAAACUAUUAUCUCAAUCAGAUACUGGACCGAGCGUUCCAUGCGCUGGGCGGAUUUUGCGCUCGUUACCCUGCCUUGACCAUUGGUACAAACAUUGUCGUGAUUGGACUCCUCAGUCUGGGGUGGCUCAGAUUUGAGGUCGAGAGGGAUCCGGUCCGUUUAUGGGUCAGCCCGAGCUCGGAUGCUGCGCAGGAGAAGGCCUUCUUCGACAAGAACUUUGGCCCCUUCUACAGGACCGAGCAAGCGUUCCUCGUCAACGACUCGUCUCCUGACAGCUCAGUCCUGAGCUACCAAAAUCUCGACUGGUGGUUCGACAUCGAAGAACGCAUUUCACGCAUGAUGUCACCUGAGAACGGCAUCAAGCUGGACGAUAUCUGUUUCAAGCCAACAAGCUCCGCCUGUGUGGUCCAGUCCGUCAGCGGGUGGUUCGGCGCCGGCUUGACGGAUGACUGGAAGACCCAAAUUGAGCGUUGUGCAGCUCAUCCUGGUGACCAGCUUUGCCUACCGGAAUUCAUGGAUCCUCUCCAGCCGGGACGAGUUCUUGGUGGCUAUGCGAGCAUUGAUGACGUCGCCGAUGCAAAAGCCCUGAUCACCACGUGGGUGGUGAAUAAUGAUCAACCCGGCACAGAGGGAGAGGCUAGGGCUGAAGAAUGGGAGCGGGCUCUCAAACAUGAGUUGCUCAUCUACCAAGAAUCCGCCAAAGCACGCGGCCUGCGGCUCUCCUUCAACACCGAGAUCAGUCUCGAGGAGGAGCUCAAUAAGUCGACCAACACCGAUGCCAAAAUUGUGGCCAUCAGCUACGUCGUCAUGUUCAUAUACGCCUCGCUCUCCCUGGGCUCGACAACUCUGUCAUUGAGAUCGUUUCUCAGUAACCCCGCAAAUGUUCUCGUGCAGUCGAAAUUCACUCUGGGCGUCGCGGGCAUUCUGAUAGUGCUGAUGUCAGUCUCUGGCUCGGUCGGCCUCUUUUCUGCGGCCGGAGUAAAAGUUACGCUGAUCAUUGCCGAAGUCAUUCCAUUCUUGGUUCUUGCCGUUGGUGUAGACAAUAUCUUUCUGAUUGUGCACGAGUUUGAACGUGUCAACGUCAGCCAUCCGGACGAAGAAAUCGAUGUGCGUGUUGCAAAAGCCCUGGGGAGGAUGGGGCCCAGCAUUCUGCUGUCUGCGUCAACCGAGACGAUUGCGUUCGCCAUGGGCGCGUUUGUGGGAAUGCCUGCAGUCAAGAACUUCGCAGCGUACGCCGCAGGCGCUGUAUUCAUCAACGCCGUAUUGCAAAUCACCAUGUUUGUGUCCGUAUUAGCGCUCAAUCAAAGACGGGUCGAAAGUCUGCGGGCAGAUUGUUUCCCGUGUGUGACAGUCAGGGGAGCCAACUCGACGGGUAUGCCUGGUGGCCAUUUCUUUGGCAGCGACGAGGAAGGCUGGUUGCAACGGUUCAUCCGCAAGGUCUAUGCACCAAGUUUGUUAGACAAGAAGGUCAAAACGUUUGUCGUUGCCUUCUUCGUCACCCUUUUCGCAGCUGGGGUGGCGCUCAUUCCGCGGGUGCAACUUGGACUCGACCAGCGUAUCGCGCUUCCUGAGGAUUCCUACAUGAUCCAGUAUUUCAACGACUUGUACGACUAUUUCGGAUCUGGGCCACCCGUAUAUUUUGUCACCCGACACCUCAACGUGACGGCGAGGGAGCAUCAACAGGAACUCUGCGGCAGAUUCACCACCUGCGACGAGUACUCACUGGCGUACAUUCUGGAGCAGGAGUCAAAACGUCCGAAUGUCAGCUAUAUCAACUCUGCCACUGCCAGCUGGAUCGAUGACUUUUUCUACUGGCUCAACCCCAUAUCAGACUGUUGUACGAACGAAAACGGCGGGACUUGCUUCGGCGAAGAUAAAUGGAACAUCACUCUCUCCGGCAUGCCUGAAGGGGAAGAGUUCGUCUAUUAUGCUCAGAAGUGGAUUCAUGCCCCUACUGAUGAGGAAUGUCCCAACGGAGGACAGGCCGCCUACUCAAACGCCGUGGUCGUCGACAAGGACCAUACCGAUAUUCCGGCAAGUCAUUUCCGAACGUUCCAUACACCGCUACAGAGUCAAGACGACCUCAUCAACUCCUACGCCGCAGCCAGGCGAAUCUCAGACGAUAUUUCUGCACGCCACAAUAUCGACGUGUUCCCUUACAGCAAACAUUAUAUUUUCUUCGAUCAGUAUAGCAGCAUCAUUCGCCUGACUGCCACACUUCUGUGUGUGGCCGUUGCGAUCAUCUUUGUCAUUUCUUCGCUGUUGUUGGGAUCCCUUUUGACAGGAGUUGUUGUGGCAGCAACAGUCGUCAUGAUCGUGGUGGACAUUAUCGGUGUCAUGGCAUGUGCUGGCGUUUCUCUCAAUGCCGUGUCGCUGGUGAACUUGGUUAUCUGUGUGGGCAUUGGCGUGGAGUUUUGUGCACACAUCGCCAGAGCAUUCAUGUUCCCCAGCAAAUCGAUUAUGGAGCGGGCAAGGCACAAGUUCCGAGCCCGAGACAUCCGGGCCUGGGCGGCAUUGGUCAACGUGGGCGGGAGCGUCUUCAGCGGCAUCACCAUUACAAAGUUCGUGGGCGUCGUUGUGUUGGCAUUCACCAGGAGCAAAAUCUUCGAGGUCUACUACUUCCGCAUUUGGCUGGCGCUGGUGAUACUUGCAAGUAGCCAUGCGCUGGUGUUUUUGCCUGUGGCUUUGAGUUUCUUGGGCGGUGAUGGGUACAUUGAUCCCGAGAGCGAGGGCGGGCUGGAAGAGGAUCUCGCUAGUCGACGAUACCGGAGUCUGCUGCCGGACGACGAUUACUAUGAUUCAGAGGACGAAUAACAAGAGUUGGAUAGAAGACAGCCAGCACAGCCUCUGAUAGAAAAUGCAUUCGUUGGACUGGCCAAUCACUUUACGCAUGUCCCUUUAUGAGUACAGAGCGUUGUAAGCAUUGCAGGACUUUGCCCUAAGUACAUCUCAUGCGGGUCAAUGGUCUCUCCGGGGAUCUUUUCGUAACAGGUCACGUCUUUAACGUCCUCCAUGUACCACUCCCAAAGCAGAU